AUGUUCUUUUGUCUCAAUUUUAGAGGGCUAGUAGAGGAUUGGUGCUUUGGAGCGAGAGGGUGUUGUCUCGCAGGUUUACAGUUCUCAUUUGGCCCGUCGGUGUUUGCUCUUCUCUUAGUUGCACCAAAGGAAAGGAAGUCUGACAAAAUGAACCGUGCAAGAAGAGGAGGGAGAUUAUUUCUCCUCUGGUUAUGCGCAGUGGUUUGUCUCAUGGCUCGGCCGGGAGCUUGCAGUGUGGUGCUGAUGGCGAAUAACACGACCCUGUCGUUCAGCGACGUCGAGGCAACAUUUACUCCAGAAGUGAAAGGUUCAGGUUUAAACGGUGUAAUUUACACCGUCGAACCUCUUGAUGCUUGCAGCCCUCUGAUAAAGAAAGCAGUCGAAGGUCCUGCAUCACCAUUUGCAUUGAUUUUAAGAGGCGGCUGCCAAUUUGAUGAUAAAGUUAGAAAUGCUCAGGAUGCCGGAUUCAAGGCUGUGAUAGUAUAUGAUAACAAAGACCUCGGUGUCCUUGUUUCAAUGGCUGGAAGCUCAUCCGGUAUCGACAUAUAUGCUGUCUUCAUCUCUAAGACGUCAGGAGAGGUGUUGAAACAAUAUUCAGGUCAAAGUGAUGCUCAGGUGUGGAUAAUAUCAACGCGUGAUAACUCAGCUUUGUCAAUCAUGGCAAUAUCUUUCACAGCACUGCUUGCUAUGUCUGCUGUUCUUGCCACUUGUUUCUUUGUGAGAAGACACCAGAUGAGAAGGGACAGGGCUCGAAUACCUGCAGCACGAGAAUUUCAUGGAAUGAGCAGUCAGUUAGUCAAGGCAAUGCCGAGUCUUAUUUUUACAAAAGUCCAGGAAGACAAUUGUACUUCGUCAACAUGUGCCAUUUGCUUGGAAGACUACAGUGUUGGUGAAAAGAUAAGGGUGCUGCCUUGUCGUCACAAGUUCCAUGCUGCUUGCGUGGACCUGUGGCUCACAUCACGGAGGACAUUCUGCCCUGUAUGCAAGCGAGAUGCAAAUGCUGGAAUGUCAAAUUUCCCUCCAUCAGAGUCUACCCCUUUGCUUUCUUCUGCUAUUCCCUUGCCAGCUGAAUCGACAGCUUUGUCUUCUUUUCGUUCAAUGGUAGCAGCAUCUCCUCCAAGGACAAUAAGCCGGCAUCCUUCAUGGCAGUCCAUGUCCCGCACUAACUCCAAUUCCAGUAUCCUCCACAUCCGUAACCCAUGCAGAUGUUGUUCCAACUCACCUGCUAUCAGUACAAGUAGGAGCAGUGUAGACCUUGCAAACAUGUCAUCGCCAUGGUCUAACACUCUGAACCUUGCAUCCGGGCACUCCCUGGGCGGAGGGCAUUUUUCUCCGCCGAUCAGCAUCAGAUACUCAUCACCACAAGUCUCCCCUUUCGGUUACAGAUUUUCUGGACAAUUUGUAGGUUCACCCCACAUCCCCCGUUCCGAGAACGGAUCUCCAAGCUAUUAUCCUGGCUCUUCAGGGCAGCAGUACCCUUACCUGAGGCAUCGCACGGAGUCAGGGCCGAGCUUAUUUACCAUGGUGCCCCAGUCACCGCAACAGACCCAGCUGCAGGAUGGUGGCGACUCGGCGACGAGUCUAUCAGCUUCAGCAUCAACCCAGUCGCUCCGUCAGGCCUACCUGCAGCAUUGCCCCGAUUCUGAUGUGAGCUUAUCUACUGCGACGUCAGCCCAGUCGCUGCCAGGGUGCUGA
Molecule: messenger RNA, 1695 nt
Organism: Triticum turgidum subsp. durum (durum wheat)
Lineage: Eukaryota; Viridiplantae; Streptophyta; Magnoliopsida; Poales; Poaceae
Source: the annotation of a GenBank genome assembly